AUGUAUAGAUUAAAGCACAACAAUACUACUGCACCAUUAUCACAAUCACAAAAAAAUGUUAAAAAUAAAAAUAAAAAAUCAGGAGAAAUAAACAAGAAAGUAACUACAUCAAAAUUACAUGUUAUUUAUAAUACAACAAAAGCUCAACCAUCAACAAAUUCACAAAUAAUUAUUUCAAAAAGCAACAAAAAUUCUUCACAUAAUUCUACUAAAAAUAAUAAUAAUAUAACGAUAACAACAACUUCAUCAACAGCAUCUAAAUUAAAUGAAUCAUAUUUUAUUCCUAAUAUUUUUAAUGAUAUUGGAAUGAAUGACAAUAAUGAUGAUAUUGAUACACAAGAACAUGGACAAGAACAAGAUGAUAUAUCAUUGAAUGAAAGUUAUGAUGUUGAUAUAUAUAGUAAACUGAUAUCUCGUGCUGAACAACAUCCAACAAUACCAUUAUCACCAUCUAAUUUACAUGUUUGUCAAGGUACAACAAUAACAACAACAGCACGUAGAAUUAUUAGAAAAUUAUUUCCAUUUGAAAUUAUGAAAAAACAUGAUUUUAAACGAAGUAGUUUAAGUGAUGAAGAACUAGAAAAAAUUAUACAUGAAUAUGUUCAAAUAAAACAUAAUGAAGAAGUUGAUAAAGUCAAAUUUCGACGAAGUUUAGCUGAUAUGUUAUGUCAAAUAAAAAAUGAAUCAAAAAAGAAAUCUGAAAAACAACAAUCAAAAGAACAAACGAAUGAAAAUUCUGAUAAUAAUCAGUCAAUUACACAUCGAAGUCGUCGCAGUAGUAAUAGUGAUUUUUAA
Messenger RNA from Didymodactylos carnosus, 795 nucleotides. The record is from the annotation of a GenBank genome assembly. NCBI's taxonomy places the organism in Eukaryota, Metazoa, Rotifera, Eurotatoria, Philodinida, Philodinidae.